UUGACGAAUGGAUGAUUCACUGUUCAAAGAUAUGUUGAAGGUCUCGUUGAUUCACGCGUUUGAUUUUGAGACGUAGGUAGGUAAACCAUGUAUAGAAUCAAGCAGACUAAAGCAGCGAAGGAAACAAUACAUUCACCUAGAAGAAGAUAAUGAUUAGAAUACAACUAUGAGGAAAAGCAUACAGAUAGAUUUUAAGAAGUUUGAGAUGGCACGAAAUGAGACAACAAUAGUAACAAUGUAAGAAGUUAAAACAAUAGCAUUAUCAUGUUCAAACUUGUUACCAAGUUAUUACUCUCGAAGGGUAGAUCAUACAGGCUAAUGAUAAUGAAUAAAGAAGACAACAUUUGUUGGUUUCAUGGGAAAGUGUCACGAGAAGUAGCAGAACAAAUACUAACAAAUGAUGGUGGCGAUGAAGAUGGAGCUUUCCUGGUUCGCGAGAGCAACACGGCUGUUGGAGACUAUGUGCUGUCUGUCCUCCAUGAGGGAGAAGUGGUGCAUUAUCAGAUUAGACGACAUGGAGAAGAUGCCUUUUUUUCUAUAGAUGAACAUACCAUAAUCCAUGGCUUGGAGACUUUAAUUGAAUACUACCAGGAAGCAGCACAUGGUCUGGUCUGUAAGCUUACCAAGGUCUGUAAGAAGGAUCCUCCACCUCAUGAUUCUCGCAGACAUGGACGUACUAAUCUUUUACAUAGAGCAACCAAAGAAGGAAACUACACAGUUGUAUCAGAGUUACUGAAGUGUGGAUAUCGGAGUUUGGAGGCAAAGAAUCAGGAGGGACAAACAGCUGUGCACUUGGCAAGUCGCAUGGGCAAGGAUGAUAUUCUCAAGAAAUUAAUUGAAAGUGGAGCCAACAUUAACUGUCGUGAUACGGCCGGCUACACGCCACUACAUUAUGCGUGUCAAAGCAACCUGCCUAGCACAGUCCGGGUACUAGUGCAAAUAGGAUUUGCCAAUAUUCAGGCACGGAACUCAGAUACAGGUUGGGUUCCACUUCAUGAGGCUGCCAGUAGAGGUCACAAAGAGGUUGUACGAGUUUUACUGUCCUUGAAUGCACCUGUCAACCCAAGGACAAUUGCUAAUGACACUCCUGUUGAUUUAGCUAUGAGAAAUGGUCACCAGGACUGUGCUAGGAUACUCAGGAACUACAAAUGUCCAGUACCAAAAACUCAAAAGAAAGAUUGGUAUCAUGGUACACUUGAUAGGAAUGAAGCGCUGAAUAUGUUGAAGGAGUGGGGCAGUAAGGAUGGCACGUUCCUUGUCCGAUAUAGCGAUCGUAACGGUGGAAUGUACGUGUUGACAACUAUCUAUUCUGGCCAGACGUACCAUUUUCAAAUCAGGACCCAGGGUGAUUAUUUCUUUAUUGAUGAUGGUCCAUAUUUGGAUUCAUUGGAACAUGUGAUUGAGCACUAUAGCCUAUUGUCGGACGGUCUGCCUACAACACUGCAGGUUCCAGUUCCUCCCAUGCCUAAACCCCCAGUGCCUGAGAUGCCUCCCUCAUUACUACUUAAUGGGCUGUCUGCAACAUUACCUCACCGAAGGCCACUGAAAUGCUCACCAAACAGAAGUCAUGGGGUGUCACCAUCAUCAAGUGCGGGGGCAUCUCCUGUUCACAGUCGUCGUGGCUCACUGACUGUUAACAGCAGUAAUAUCAGUUCAUCUGUGCCAAGUGUACCAGAACCCAUUCCAUGUCCAGUUGACAGAAAUCAUAAUGUGGAAAGCGUGAUGCCAACUCCAAAAAAGCAGGAACCGAAACAUCAUGAAUUUAUACCUCGUGAUAGUCUUUCUCUUGGCACAGUUCUUGGUGAGGGGGAAUUUGGGUCUGUCUUCAAAGGAACAUACCAGAAUAUGGAUGGUACAAUGAUUGAUGUAGCUAUCAAAACUCUACAUCAAGAACAUGUUGAAGCUAACCGCGAUGAAUUCCUUCGAGAGGCUAAAGUUAUGAUAGGACUGAACCACCAUUGUAUAGUGAGGCUAAUUGGUGUGUCGAAAGGACCUCCUUUGCUUAUGGUUCAGGAGUUGGUUCCUCUUGGUUCAAUGUUAGCUUACUUGUUGGAGUUCCCUGACCGAGUAAAUCCAGACUAUGAAUUGAAAGUUUGGGCAUCACAAAUUGCAUGUGGAAUGAAGUACCUGGAAGAACAGAGAUUUGUUCACCGAGACUUGGCUGCUAGGAAUAUUCUCCUUGCAACUAGACACCAGGCAAAGAUUAGUGACUUUGGUCUGUCACGUGCUCUCGGGAAUGAACGUGAAUAUUACAAAGCCACCCAAGGAGGUCGUUGGCCUAUCAAAUGGUAUGCACCAGAGUCAUAUAAUUUUGGCACUUUCUCUCAUGCCAGUGAUGUGUGGAGUUUUGGUGUAACAUUAUGGGAAAUGUUUUCAGUUGGACAGCAGCCCUAUGGAGAGAAGAGGGGCGUUGAGGUGAUACAGCUGGUGGAAAAAGGGGAGCGUUUGACACAAACAGAACAUUGUCCAGACAGUGUUUAUAGGAUAAUGGAACGAUGUUGGGCAUAUCAGCCACGUGACAGACCAACCUUCAGUGAACUACUGGAGAUAUUCUCAUCGGAUCCUGAAUAUACAAAUAUCAAAGAAUUGGUGCCUGCAAUUAACAUUAGCUAGCAUGCACAUCAUAUACUAGAAAGCAGAAAUUUCAAGAGGGACCAAAUACAAUUGAGUUCAACGAUGUGCCAGUUUCCAUAUCAUUAGGAUAGGUAUAAUUAGUACUGUUUAAAAUGUGCCUUAAUUACAUUGUAUUAUGGAGCUGUAAGUAUCUCUUUAUUUUCCAUUGAAACUGUUUUGUAUUGUAGAUUAUUUGUUUGAUAACUUCAUGCAGUGCUCGAACUGGACCUAAUGCAUUCCUUCCAAUAUAGUAAGUUUAAAGGACCAUGUUUUGUUAUACCAGUGCUAUGUUGGGUGGUGUCCAUUAUUUUUAAUAUAUUUGAUAUAUGGAGCAGUUCAGGAGUUGGUUCUACUCCUGUUUUCAGUUAAUUGGAUGCCAUUUUAUCGACAGUGCUAUUAUUUGAAAUUUGAGGUUCUCAGAUGCCGCUGGUGGUCUUCUGGGUUGUCACUUGAAGGUGGGUAUUCAUAUUUUUUAUUUGUGAUUGAUCAUGGCACCUGAAUACUAGGCUAGUACACUAACUACCAGGGUUGUCAAAUUUCAAAUUUAUUGUGUAUUGACCAUUAGAAAAUUACUCCCAUUUUGUAUUAAAGGAGUCCCAAGUUCUGUUCUCUGCUCAGAAUCCUGUUAUUCUAAUAUAUAUAAUAUAUAUAUAUAUAUUUUUUUGGUGACUUUGUCAGUCCCUCCAGUCAUAUUCUGGGACAGUAGCUUAGCUGUAUCGCUGUUACAGGCUAGAAUGUUAUAUUGAUAUAUGUGGGGAUGAAAUUUUGUGCAUCAUUGUUAAGAGCUGACAGCAGGAAGAUUACUGGCCAACACACAGCCUACAUAUUUUCAUAAACAGUGACUGGAUUAAGUAGACCACAUUCAUCGCAAUUUAUGAUUCAAAAUCAUCCUGUUAUUUGGCACUGUGUAACAUAAAUCAGUAAACCGAGCAUUCAUCUUCUUCCUAAUAUGUUUCUACUUUAUAUGCAUCACCUUAGCUGGUAAUAUUGAACAGUGGGCGUUGUUCUCUUCAAAUCAUACGUAACUGAAUUACUUGAUUGAAUUUAAGAGCUUGAUAUCUUUCGUUAAUGAUGCCUAGGUUAUUGAAUGAUUCUGUUUCAUCUUAUUAUGUCACGAACACUGAUUAAGGUGGGAAGGUGAUGAUGUAGGUAAAAGAGAUGGUUAUGGACUGUUUGAAUAUACUUCCUGGCAUCAACCUGUGUUGACAGAGGAAACCAAUGAAAUCCCCGUUUAUCUAGUAACCUGGCUGAACCAGUAACAGUACAACAUUAAUCUGCUUAGUGGUGAUUUGUCAGUAAAUGUGCUUUGUAACCAGGAGAUCCUGAUGAAAUGUCUUGUAAAGGAUUUUAAUACUUGUUUUAUAGAAAUUGAGAAAGUAUAGUUGCAUGUUUCACAUUCAGAUGACAGGGAGAAUAACAAAGUCUCCAGUACCAUUUAUUUGAGAACAAUCAUUUUUUGGUGUAAAUGAUUUGUAUAAAUUGUGAUCCAUUGCAGCAUUACUGGGCAGCCUGUAUUAUGCAAGGACCAAUUUAAAAGUACAAACACCUGUCCAUACCACAGGCCAAAUGAUAGUAAAAUAUAUUAUUUAGUAUUUUGUCAUAUAAUUUUUUAGUUGACAAAAAUACUUAUGUUUUAAGAAGGAAAGAUUUUGUAUUAAAAAUUCUUGCAUCUAACAUUUUUAAUUUAAUGUGUGGGAGAAUAUCAAUUAGAAGUCUGGUGCUGAUUUUUAUUACCUCUGUUUUUGAGGUGUGAAAUCAGCCUGUGGGCCACAUUGAGACAUGUGCAGACCAUAGGUUGCUUAUCAGUAACUUAUAAGGUCUGUAAUUGAUUCUGUUCCAUUUUUCGGGAAAUGUGAGACCAUUUCGAGCACUGGUUACAAUGUGAUUGUAUCAAUUCUAAUGUGCCACUGUAUGUUCACUUUGAUGGCUGUGCUGACAUUGAAAAUUAGAAUGAAAUGUUUAGUCUUCUUCUUUAGUCCAAUUUAAGUCUUCAUCUUCUCUGAAUUAUAAAGGUUUUCUAUAUCCUAUUUUGACAUGAUGUGACCUGUUCAGUGUUAAGAACAGACAUUUGGUAUUGUGGUAGCAGUGUUGUAUCAUGUAAUGAGAUCAUGCAAGCCACCCAGUUAUGGAGCUCUUCAUUAAAUGUUCUACUUCCUCCUGUUAUUUCAUCCCUCUUAGGUCCAAAUAUUCUAUUCAGCACCAUUUUCUCAAAUAUCCAUAAUCCAUGUUCUUCCCCUAAUGUGAGAGACAUAGUUUCUCAUUCAUACAAAACAACAGGUAAAAUUAUAAUUUGUUUUUACAUUGUAAUCUUGUAAUCUAAAAGAUACUGAAUUGCAUGGUAGCAAGCAUUGCAGAUAUUAAAAUUGUGCAAUGAACAUGCAGUAUAACACUGUACCAUCAUAUAUUCACAGAUAAGGCUAUCUAAUGCCUGUACUAGCUUCAAAAUUCUCUUUCCAAUACGUUCUUGGUCUUCAGCUUACUUUUCACUCUGUAGAUUAUAUAAUUCCAUACUGUCUUCAGCUGUUUUCACUCAUUCCAUCAUGUGUCUCCAUCUAUUCAUAUAUGUAGCAAUAUCUUCUGGAUUAUAAUCAUACUGCUUAUGCAUGCAGAAAACUGUCACUCAUUGGUAAGUGUUUUAAUUUUAUUAAAUAGCAAUUCUUAUGUUCUUCGAUCUAGCUUCUUUGUGUAAAGGCAACCAUAACUAUUUGUUAUAGUGCAAAAGUAAUUUUUGUCCACUUCCAUUCCAUGGCGUGGCAACUGUUUAAUAUAUAAAACGAUCACUUUGCAGUGCCACGGUAGUAGAUAAUAGAAUGUUUGUCAAGGGGAAUAUAUAUUGAUAUAAUUAUCAUAGUAAAUGAUUAGUUUUAUUAUUUAUUUACAGUUUUGAUGAAGAUUGAAGAGUUUUGCAAGUACACUUUUAUACUCUUAUAUGAUGUGAAGCUUUCAUGGCAGAUGUCAAUAAAAUCUUCACGGGCCAGCAGCCACAUCACUUGGUUAAACUCUGCCAGAGUUUAACCAAGUGAUACGGCUGCUGGCCAGAGAAGAUUUUAUUUUUACCCUCGUCUUUUGUUUUGAAGGGCUGCAAAUGAUUUUUUUGCAUGUGCCUUCCACUCUUCUGACACCAGUUUUAUUUUUGGCUAUUCCACAUGGUGAUGACAUUUCCUCUUUUUCUCCUUAUUUCCAUAUUCAUUGGAGUUUAUAUAAUUUCAGUGUCUGACACAGCAUCUUGUCUUGUUGCUCAUUUGUAUGUAAUGUGCUGUUCAGUUAUGUCUUGUCACAGCUCAAGUGGAAGAUCAAGAGACCACAAAGUAUUAUCCUUCUGUAAGUUUAUACUUGUUAUGCAUUUAGCUAGGAAUUUGUUUAUAAUAAACACAAAUCCUGAAUAA
Zootermopsis nevadensis is the source of this 5999-nucleotide messenger RNA. It is a transcript of the gene Shark, whose product is annotated as SH2 ankyrin repeat kinase. Gene Ontology annotation, biological process: protein phosphorylation. NCBI's taxonomy places the organism in Eukaryota, Metazoa, Arthropoda, Insecta, Blattodea, Termopsidae. Gene Ontology annotation, molecular function: protein binding; ATP binding; protein tyrosine kinase activity. The record is from RefSeq and is a predicted model, not a curated record.